UUGGGUAUAGACGCAUCGCAAUCACCAGCGCUGCCCGUGUCGUUAUGAUGGCGGGCUCUGAGUUGAUUUGGAAAAUAGUGACAACGUUUUGGCUCUGCUGUUCUUACAUGGAAUUGGGUAUCUGCUUCUUUUUAAUCGGACCCACCCAACUGGACAUCCGCGACCAAAAUGGCGUCGAUUACAAAACGACAGCGUGGAUAUACAUUUCUCAGGGUAUUGGUAUCAUAUGCGGUUUGCUCCUGAACUGUCUUCAUGUUUUUACACGCCUUGAUGGUCAGUUCACGAUUGGACUGAGUUGCCUGUUGGCAUCCGUAGGAACUUUCGUGGCAGGCUGGAGCAGGAAUUUCUUCCUCACAAACGCCGGUUUCUUUGUUCAAGGGAUUGCUAUUGGUGUGGUUGAAACAGUUGGAUUCUUCGUGUGCGAAGAGACCUGGGCCAGCAAAGCCCCCGCAAUGUUCCAGGCCACAGUGGCGGGUAUGGGGCUCGGGUCGCUACUUGCCACCUACCUCGCUACCAAAUUCUCGUCAUAUCACUCGGCUACAACACCUGAAAAACCCGAAGUUCACUCGAACCUAUCCAGUGCUUCAGAAAAUACAGUAAUGUCCAGUGUUGCACAGAACUUCUCAAGCGGGUUUCUUUCGACACGUGACGCCUCAUCCAAUCAAGUACGAUUCGCGUACGUCAUUACCAGCGCCAUGCUUCUCACAACUUCGUUGUGGUUUUUGGGACAACAUGUCGUUAGAUGGCGCCCCAGUUUCAAGACGGUGUCCUAUGAAAAUCUAAACGCGGAGGAUUUGAAUGCUUCACAAAAAGAAAAAAGACGCUCGAGUUGGUAUUUUAUCUGUGCUCUGAACGCACUACUGGUUUGUCUGGCCACUGGUGAGCAGAAUGUGUUGGGAAACCUCCUCCCGAUGUAUGUCUUCCUAACGUAUAGGGCGCAAAACCCGCACUUUACUACUGUCCUCUGGUGUGGGUUUCUAGCAUCACGAUUUGCUUGCGUAUACAUCACGUUAAAGAUAGGAACUCGCAACGUCAUGUUUUUAAGUUUGAUAUUUGCAACAGUAGGAGCUUUGAUGUUCAUGGUUUCUUUCGGAAACAUUGCCCUUCUUUGGGUGAGUGUGAUCAUCCUUGCCUGGGGCAUUGGCCCCACUUUCCCCGCCAGCGUCACCUGGGCUAAAGAGAACCUCGGGAUCGGUCAGGGGGGCCUGAGUCUGAUCUUCAUCCUGGCUACCAUCAGUCAUGCAGGCCUUGGCGCAAUUGCGACGUAUAUUCUCUCAGUUGCUUCACCGUGGUAUUAUGGUUGUAGUGUCUUUGUGUUAACGGGAACAAUGUUAGUCAAUGCCGUGGGUAUCGCUUGUUUUAACAACUUUACAAACUCCAUAAAACAUUAGCUCCAGGUGAAAGUCAAUUGAUUUGGUGAAACUCCUGCGACAUCCCCAUUGAUCAGAAAUCUUAGCGCAUAUGAAAUUUGUCAGGACUCAGUCACAAUGGGCGAAUAUUCACAAUUCUAAAAUAUCUGAUUUGGCUUCACGUCGAUCGAGAAUCCAUGUUCGAAAUUUUUACCAGUGUCAAAGUCCUGCAUUUUUCUGCGCCAGUAACCGAAUCACUGCUUGAACUGGCCGCCAUUGAAUCUAAAUGUGCUGAAAUACCUCAUCCACGAAACGAUUGGAA
This is a messenger RNA of Lineus longissimus, 1671 nucleotides long. Its product is annotated as sodium-dependent glucose transporter 1-like. The coding region runs from base 45 to 1391 and encodes 448 amino acids. The transcript is spliced from 3 exons. NCBI's taxonomy places the organism in Eukaryota, Metazoa, Nemertea, Pilidiophora, Heteronemertea, Lineidae. The record is from RefSeq and is a predicted model, not a curated record.